AUGGAUUUCAUCAGUGCCAUUGACAAGUCUAUUUGCAAUUUGGACCUAGAUGCGCGUGUCGCUGAGGCUAAUCAAUUAGACCAAAAAAAUCGCAAAGACCUACUGAAUAAUUCAACGACUGAAUUAAAAAAAAUCAAGGAAACUAGUGAUAAUACGACAAUUGAAGCUUAUAAAACGGAAGAUAAACUUAAUGAUGUGGAAGUUGAUGCCACCGCAGUUUGGAUGAAAGCUUGUGAAUACAUCGACCAUGCAGAACAAUUCUAUCCCAAAUUCAUGGAAAUUCCGCGCGGAAUGAUACAAAUAAUAAAGAAGAGGGCUAACAUCUAA
This is a messenger RNA of Babesia microti strain RI, 327 nucleotides long. RefSeq lists its product as hypothetical. NCBI's taxonomy places the organism in Eukaryota, Apicomplexa, Aconoidasida, Piroplasmida, Babesiidae. The transcript has a single exon. Bases 1 to 327 code for a protein of 108 amino acids. The record is from RefSeq and is a predicted model, not a curated record.